Messenger RNA from Anopheles stephensi (Asian malaria mosquito), 9548 nucleotides. RefSeq names its product myosin-IIIb-like. Gene Ontology annotation, cellular component: myosin complex. The transcript is spliced from 13 exons. Gene Ontology annotation, biological process: protein phosphorylation. NCBI's taxonomy places the organism in Eukaryota, Metazoa, Arthropoda, Insecta, Diptera, Culicidae. The record is from RefSeq and is a predicted model, not a curated record. Bases 2525 to 8356 code for a protein of 1943 amino acids. Gene Ontology annotation, molecular function: protein kinase activity; ATP binding; protein binding.
GUAUCGCUAUCGCGCCGCUAGCUCUAAAGUCACAACGAGGUCACUCGGAUGAGUCAGUUCAAGUGCGUUGAAGUGCAUGCACGAGGUCGUCCGCCAGGGGUAUUUCGGCCGGCUCAGGUGUAGUGCGAAGAUUCGAAGGGCUGCCCGGAUUAGUGGUGGAUUCGUUCCGCGGCCGCCAGUGCAUGAACGGUUGAUGUGAUUUUUAUGAAAAUUAGCGUGCGAGUGCGUUUAAGCCUUUUCUGUUUUCCGAUAGCGGGCACAGUGUUGUGUGAAGUGGGUUUUUUGUCGCGUUUUUGGGGAUAUUGUGAAAGUGAUAUGUCAGCGUUUUGAGCCUUGUGUGAGCCCUUUCAGCAAUGGAAUGCAGUUUAAAACCUAGGCUCCGGUUAAAACGCUACGACACCGAGCUAUCAAUCGGCUUAUUAUCACGCCAUACUGCAGGCAACAACUCCUACCGCCUUGGUGGCCGUGUGAUAAGCCUUUUGAAUUGCCAUUCACCAGUUCGGGCAAAAAGCUCUCCCUGCCAAAAGGUUUGAUGUUGGUGCGCCGAGGUGUUUAUGUGUGUGUGUUUCUAAACGCAAAAGAUACUAUGUGAUCGACACGAGCCUUAUUUUAUUGGCAAAUUUCAACACUCUCAACGCCCUGCUCGUCAGCCGGUUGUUUAUUUUUCGCGACGUGAAGCUGAAACGUUAGAAAAACGGGGGAAAACAUCAUACCACAUGUGUGUUUGUGUUAGUGCCUGUCUAAGUCUUCAUACGUCUCUGAAGUGGUCCGAUUUUCUAACUGCUCACGUGUAAGAAGAGGCGUUACUAUGCAAACAACAAGCGUUACCCCUCCGCUAUGUGCUGUGGCCAGACAGUAAUGGAGGAGCAUUUGAUUAGUUGCCGGUGUUUGCGCGUACGUGAUGGAACGUUUAAAAAUGAGUUUGAUUAAUUGCUGAUUAGAGCUUAAAUUAAAUUAGCCUCACCUCGGGAGGUGUUUACAUUUUACAGCUCCCACAGUGCAAACAGUAAUGCGAUGGGGGGCACAUUGUACCCUUGGGCUGGUGGAACCCCUUGCUAACACAAAAAUGUCUAACACGUUACAUACUACAAGCGCCAUAUUGUAGUAAUGUUUGAUGUGUACGCUGCUUCAAAACCGACAUGGCUGCCUUUUUUUCACGUUAAAUUACUCAAUCUUUGUAACGUUUGCAGCAGUAGCAGUAGCACACCGCAUAAGGUCUGAGUCGGCGACACGCCAUCUCAUAUUGUUAUGCAUUUAUUUAAUUUACGAAGCGAGAAAAAACACAUGCGUGCACCAUAUGAAUGGCUGCCAUGUGCUCCAGUAGUGCGCGUGUCUAGUAAGUUCAUCAGGUUUCGUUCACCUCCGUGCCGUCAGAACCUUUUUAACUGGGCUCUGACAGCCAGCUGAUGUGCAGCCUUUAACUUUCCGUUCUAAUAAUCACGAGACUCAUAAACAUGGUGACACGUAAACCGGAGUGAGAGAGAAAGGCAAAAAAGCAGUUUAUUUUAAAUGCAGUUUUUAUGUACAAAUAACACACGCCACCUCUGCUUUGGCUAGCUCGCCAACCGGUACGCGCUACGCAUUGACGGGAUGAUUAGCAUAUUUUCACUUUUGAUUGCAUAGAAUGAACUAGCGUACGAGCGGUCUCUACUCACCGCUUGUCAGGGACACGAAAUGGUGGUGCAAUCAGUGCAGUUGAGGUGUGAAGGUGAAUAUUAAAGAGAGCGAGCUGCCAAAUGUGUUCUAAUGCAUGAUACUUUUGAAAGGAAAAUGUUGCAAUAGGUCAUGGGAGGUUAGUGAGCCUUCUGGAAUUAAACGCUUAGAGUUAGAAAGGGCUUUAAGGGAUAGCGAUGAGAUUAAGAAAAUGGAAUGCUUUGUGGUUCAUUACGUAGCGUCCCUUUCAUUUUGAUCAUUCAUUAUUAACCUUUUCCAAACCAGGAAGAGAUCCCAAAUAUUAACGCUUGAUAUUUGGGCCGUAGGAGCUAUCUGACAGCUGUCAAUGAUAUCAGAUUUCGAAUUGACAGUUGACGAAAUAGAAAAAAAACAAAAAUCCGCCUUUGAACCCUUUUGAUUGAUUAUAAGGUUCCCGGUUUAUCUUUCAUAAUCAUCAAACCCCACUGUACAUGGGAAUGCACCAAACCUUCCCAAAUUAAAAAUGCAUAUUGAAAGAUCCCGGACAAAAAAAAAAAAAAACUACAUUCCCUGCAUCUCUGCACUACUCUAGUGAAAGCAUCUUAAAAGUGAAAUGAAAGUUUAAAACGGGACUUGGUGUGGUGUGUGAGACUUGUUUGGCAGCGGUACGACGGUUCCAAUUUGACAGGAACAACCAGUAAAGUGUGCAAGAGUUGUUUUCGGUUUGAUUUUUUCGCUUUGAUUUUCUAUACCCUCCUUCCCCGGUUCGGUGAUUCGUGAUUGUGUAUGCAUAUGGUGUUUGGGUGGAGAUAACGAUAUCGAACGUGUGCGUUAGAGUUCGGUGCGUAAGGGGAGUGCUUGCACCACGGGCUGAUCCGCGCCGGGGGUUUUCAUGAGUCUUGGCAAUGGGACGAACGUUCGGGGAAGGCGCGAUCGUUCGAACAACGUCCAGAAAUCGACGGGCGGAGACCCACUGCGGAUAAUUCAAAACAAGCUGGAAAUGUCGCCCCGCAAUUGGAACAUGGCAUACAAUGGACUGUCGCAGCAUGUGGACUUCAGCAGGCUGCCGAGCCCGAACGAGCGGUUCGAGCUGCUGGACCUGAUCGGCGAAGGUACCUACGGUGAGGUCUACAGCGCGAAGGACAAACACACCGGACGCAAGUAUGCGGUCAAGAUUUUGGAGAGUAUCGCCGAUAACAUCGAGGAGAUCGAGGAGGAGUAUCUGGUGCUGCGCGAUCUCUCGAAGCAUCCCAACAUUCCCGACUUUGCCGGGCUGUUCCUGAAGCGUGGCACCACCGUCGAGGAUGACCAGCUGUGGUUCGUGCUGGAGCUAUGCACCGGAGGCUCUGUGACUGAUCUGGUUCAAGGUCUGCGCAGCCGUGGAGCACGUCUGUCCAAUAAUCAGAUCGCGUACAUACUGAGGGAAACGGUGCAGGCGCUAGUGUUUCUGCACGAAAACCACUGCAUGCAUCGGGACAUUAAGGGACACAACAUACUGCUGACGGAGACGGGCCAUGUGAAGCUGGUGGACUUUGGCGUUAGUUCGCAUCUUGCUGCGACGAUGGCACGACGUAACACGAGCGUCGGCACACCGUACUGGAUGGCACCGGAGGUGAUUGCCUGUGAGCAGCAGCUAGACCAAUCGUACGACUCGCGGUGCGAUGUGUGGUCGGUUGGCAUAACGGCGAUAGAGUUGGCAGAGGGUGAUCCACCGCUGUGUGAGCUGCAUCCGAUGCGGGCACUGUUUCAGAUCCCUCGCAAUCCCCCACCGAAGCUGUCCCACCCGGAGCAGUACUCGUCGAUGCUGUCCGACUUUAUCUCGGAGUGUCUCGUGAAGGAUCUGGAGCAGCGCCCAUUCUCCAAGGAGUUAGUCACGCAUCCGUUCCUGAAGAGUGUGGGUCCUUACGUCGAUCAAAUACGGCAAGACUUGCGAACGGAGAUCGCUCGUCAGCGAGAGGAUGGUAGAACGCCGAGCCAAGCCAUCGCUACGACGAAGUACGGUAAGCUAAAGUCGGACCGCAAAUCAAAGCCACAGAAGAUGUAUAUGGAUGAUUUGGCUGCGUUGGACGUUCUGACUGAGGAUGCAAUUGUGGAGCAGUUGCAGAAGCGUUACGAAACGAAUCAGAUCUAUACGUACAUAGGGGACAUACUGAUCGCGGUGAAUCCGUUCAGUCAGGUGGGAUUGUAUACGACCCAGCAUCAACGUAAGUACACCGGACAAGCGCGAUCGGACAACCCACCACACAUCUUCGCGAUAGCAGAUGCUGCCCACCAGGCGCUUGUCCACCAGCGUCAAAACCAGGCGAUCGUGAUAUCGGGCGAAAGUGGAUCGGGUAAAACGGAGAGCGCCAACUUGCUGCUCAAGCAGCUUGUCUACCUCGGCAAAGCGGUCACCAAGAAUCUGGAGGAGCGCAUUCUUCAGGUCAAUCCCAUCAUGGAAGCGUUCGGAAAUGCUCGGACCGGGAUCAACGCAAACAGCUCCCGGUUUGGCAAGUAUCUGGAGCUUACGAUGGCCCGAAGUGGAAAGGUGAAUGGAGCGCGCAUCUUCGUCUAUCUGCUGGAGCAGAGUCGCGUUGUGAAGCAGGCCGAGGGAGAGGGAAACUUCCACGUGUUUUACUACAUGUACGAUGGUCUGCAGGCGGAGGGUCGCCUGGAGGAGUACUAUCUGCAUCCAUCGUACCGGAAGACGCAUCGUUAUCUGCAGGAAACGGCCACACUGCCGAAAACGAACGUGGACCGGUGGAAGCAACUGUUGGCUAGCUUCCGGGUGCUAGGCUUCAAGGACGACGAGGUGGAUAUGGUGAACCGAGUGUUGGCCGCCAUACUGAACCUCGGUGAUAUUGAGUUUGGUGAGAUGGAUUCGAACGACAACACGGACAGCAGGGCCCGAGUGAUAGAUGUGGCUCCGAUGCAUCGGGUGUCGAAGCUGCUUGGCGUUGACUCGGCCGAUCUGCUGGAAGCACUGUCGUCGAACUCGGUCGUCACCCGGGGUGAGACGAUCACGCGCCACAACAACGUGGCGGAAGCCUGUACGGCUCGCGACGCUAUGGCGAAAGGAUUGUAUGGCCGAUUGUUUGAUUGGAUGGUCAAUCAGAUCAAUCUGCUGCUGGUUCACAACAGAAAUAGCAACAGCCCGGAACAGUUAGCAAUUGGAUUGUUGGAUAUUUUUGGGUUCGAAAACUUCAGCAAGAAUUCCUUCGAGCAACUGUGUAUCAAUAUCGCCAACGAACAGAUACAGUACUACUUCAAUCAACACAUCUUCACGUGGGAGCAACAGGAAUACAUGGCAGAAGGAAUACCGGUCGAUUUGGUGGAGUUUGCUGAUAAUCGUCCCGUGCUGGACAUGCUGUUGAGUCGGCCCCUCGGACUGUUGGCACUGCUGGACGAGGAAUCACGUUUUCCACGCUCAACGGAUCGAUCAUUGAUUGAAAAAUUCCACAACAACGUGAAAUCGAAGUUCUACCAGCGGCCCAAAUCCGAUGCAGUCUGCUUUGCGAUCCACCACUUUGCUGGCCGGGUGGUUUAUCAGGCGGACGGGUUCCUGGAGAAGAAUCGCAACUUCCUCCCAGCCGAGAUCAUACAGCUGAUACGCCAAAGUCAGUACGACAUGAUACGCUUCCUGUUCCAGUGUCCCAUCACGAAGACGGGCAACCUGUACUCGGCCAUUCAGGAUACCGGCUCACGCCAGAACGUGCCCAGCUUCAUCAAGGUGGACACGAAGGAGAAGUUCAACUCGCGCGGACUGGCAUCACAAUCGAGGGCGCAGCAAACGGUGGCCACCUACUUCCGGUAUUCGUUGAUGGAUCUGCUGCAGAAGAUGGUUACCGGCACGCCACAGUUUAUACGUUGCAUCAAACCGAACGAGCUGAAAGCAGCCAAAUCGUUCGAUGCGGCAAAGGUGUUGAAGCAGCUUCGGUACACCGGUGUGCUGGAGACGAUCCGGAUUCGGCAGCACGGAUUCAGCCAUCGGUUUACGUUUGCUGACUUUUUGCGAAAGUACUGCUUCCUGGCGUACAGCUUCGAGGAACGUGUCGUGUCGAAUCGGGAGUCCUGUCGCUUGCUUUUGGUGCGCCUAAAAAUGGACGGAUGGGCGCUGGGAAAGUCGAAGGUGUUCCUCAAGUACUACCACGUGGAAUACCUAUCGAAGCUGUACGAGGAACAUGUACGAAAGAUAAUUUUGGUGCAGGCUUGUGUAAGACGCUGGCUGGCGAAGGCUCAGUACAAGCGAGAAAAGCAGCGUGUGGCGCUGAGUGCAGUCACGUUGCAGAAGCACGUCCGCGGCUGGUUAACACGUCGCCGCAUGCGGCUGCUGAAGGAGAAACAGGAACGCGAGCGGGAACGUUUGGAGCAGGAACGGCUCGAAAAGGAACGUUUGGCAAAGGAGAAAAAGAACAACGAGCAAAACAAGGCCAAACAGGCGCUGGCAAAGGCGAAGCUAAUACAUCAGCUAUCGAACCACCAGCUCGAGGCGAAGCACAUGCACGAGAAGCGCAGCGUGGACAUGAACAACAAGGAAAACGAGCGAGCCGCCAUCGUCAUCCAGAGCUACUACCGCGGGUACACCAUCCGGAAGAUGCGCAUGACGCCGGAAAUCGAAGCGAAAACCAAAUACAUUCUGGGCAUCGCGAAGAACCGGGUCGAGGCGCAGCGCAUGAUGCAGAAGGAGGGCUUCACGAAGGAGGACGCAGCGCGCAUCAUCCAGCGCUACUACCGCACCCAGAAGAGCAAACACAACAGCAACCAGCGCGAUGCGAUGGCGGCAGCCGUGGGAGCGGCGGCAGCGUCGGCGGCCUCCCGGAAGGGCCCGGCACCGCAACCACAGCCGAAACCGCUCACCACGAAGGACCAGCAGAUGGAUCUGAUCGCGUUCUCGCAGAACGUGCACAUGCUCAACCAGGAGGUGCACAAGAAUCUGCGCGUGAACAAGGCGGGCGUGCCGCUGGAAGCGAUCGAGAAGCUGCCGAACGACUACCGACGGCCACCUGGGUUCGUGCUAGUGCCGGGACUGCUUGGUACCGUACCGGGCGGCACUGACUGUGCGAAGUACAGCUCGCUGCGUAGCAUGGACUGUGACCACGAGAUGACAAAGGAACUGAUUCAAAGAAGUCCACCGCCCGCAGCGGACUUUGACGACAUCUCCCCGUGGGACAUGCCGUUCUACGAGGUGGAACGCAACCUGCGCUCGCAAAGGCAGCGAAAUAUGCAGCAACCGCCCCAGCGCAUUGACAUCAAUCGGAACGACAUCCUGGGCGACCGCAAGAUGGAGCUAGGCGACCGUAAGCAGCAGCUCUCCAGCAACUGGCACCAGGCAUUCCAAGCGACGGAAGGCACGCCGCAGGAUAAGUUCAAGGGUCUCGCAAGAUCUCCUCAAAAUCAAAACGAGCCGGCCCAUAUUCGUAGCAUUCCAGCGUUCAGCUAUCUCAACCCGAACAAUCAACAGAUCCUACGCUACUCACCAAACCAGCAGCGCGACUCAUCCGGCGAACCGACCAAUCCUCCACCCCAUCCGAGCCCGGUUCGCCAGUCGCCGGUCGAGCAGCCGGCACGGGAAGCUUCCACACCACCGUCCCGUCUCGGGCUGCUCAGCCAUCUGGGCGGUGGUGGUGGCGCGAAGAAAGCGGCCAAGGCUGAGAUGAAGGCACGCGAGAAGGAAAACAAGGAGCGUAAGAAGCGCGAAAAGAAGGCGAAGAAAGAAAAGGAAAAGGCCGCCGCUAAUGGGCUUACGCCGUCGUCCACCUCGUCGUCCGCCGGGUCCGCCCUGUCGAGCGGUAUUUCUUCGGGCGAAAAGCAACGCAAGGAACCGGCCGGAAGGAAGAAGCGUUCCGAUAAAUCUGCGAACGAUUCGCAACCGGUGGUGGUAAGUCGGUUUGCUGGUGUGGACGACCAAACACUCCACGAGUAUCACCAGCAACAGCAGCAACACCACCAGCAACAAGUACCUCAGAAACGCUUGAUUGAGCAUCACGAGUAUCAGAAUAUUUCGGAAGAAACAAAGAUCGACAGCAAGAGCCCGGUGAUGCGGAUGUUUGGCGACACGAACUUCCUAGUGAAUCAUCGACGCAAGGCGGCGGAACAGAAGCAGCAGCAGCAGCAGCAGCAGCAACAACUUGCCCAACUGCAGCAGGUGCAGCAGCAUCAGAAGCAGCAGCUGCAACAGAAAGCUCGUCAACAGCAACAGCAACAGCAGCAGCACCAUCAGCAACAACACCAUCAACAAAACAACGGCGGUAAUGGUUGGCGUCAGUCGGAGCUAAACUGUGGUCAGGGCGUUUGCGAGCUGUUGAACGGUGUGUACCGGUUCAGCCCGCACGUUACCUCGUUCGCCCAGAUGGAUUCGAAGAGCGCGAGCAGCCUAUCGGACGACCGGUCCACGCUGGACAAGGAUUACCAAAACUUCAAUGUUUCCAAGUACCUGAACAUCGACGUGAAGGGCCCGCUACAUCAUCAGCGCGAACGGGCCCGGGACAGCGGGGUCCACGAGCGGGACGUCAGCUCGAACAGUUCCAGCCUGAGCACGGGCAGCAGCGGCAUGAAUUCGCUGAACUCGUUCGAUUCCGUCGAGCAGGCUAUCAUCUUCCAGAAGGAUCGUAACGCCGACUCGUACCUCGGUCCGUUCAACUUCCGCCAGCUGUUGCGGCCGACCCAGGGCCCAACGGAAUCGCUCCGCAAGCGGAAGGGCAUCAAUCCACCGUCACCACCGCCACCGCAGCGGGGCAAAAGUUAAAGGCCCGGGCCGCCCCUUCCUUCCCCUUCCCGGAUACCCAUUGCGCGAGCUUACGAUCCGGCGUGUCGUGCGGAUUGCCUACAUUUAGGCGCCUCUCGUAAAGAGCGUUAGUGAAAUGCAACGAACCAAAGAAACACGUGCGGAGGAGGAGGAGAAGAAUGGAAGUGUUUGCCGGGUGUGGGAGAUCCCGGACAUCCGGCUGCCUCGUUACUUUAGACGGUAGUUAAGCAAUGUCCGCCGAAAGGCGGGAGGUAACAAUGUGUAUGUUGCUGCUGCUGCUACCACUUGCAAGCAUCACAAACCACGAAAUUGUGUACGGAUAAUGCUGGGCAAAGUUUGACUAUCGAUUCGUGGUCCCUGGCCGACACCGGCCGGCAGAAGAAUUUGCAAUUUCUUGACGGUCUAGACGACGGCGCGUUCACUUUUACCAUAGUUUAAAAACGACCGUAAAUACUUCUACAAUAUUGUGUGGAAUGUUAGGGCUUCGAGGCGCACGGGAUAGCGAGCAUCCAUGUAAAGCAACAGUUUUCUUCACGCGAAUUGGCCCGCUGUAGAAGGUAAUUUAUUUAUCGCACCGUGUUACCACACCUUCGUUACGCCUUGUUCCGUUCCCGGCUCCAGUCACCACCUUAUACGUGUAAGAAAAGAAUCCAUCCACCAAGCUUAGGGAGGCGCGCGUGUCGGUGAAAAAGUUUCCAGCUACGAAUAAGCAAAUCGGAAACCAUUUGGGACAGCAGACUCAUAUCUGUUGUAGCAAAUGGCAAGGGACAAAAUGUGCGAACUGGAACUGCGAAAGGAGAGCCAAAAACAUGAAAAGAAAAGGGCUCAAUUGAGUAGAAAUGGCUUCUGAGCGUGGUGAGCGUUGGUUAAGUUAGCAGAUAGCAGAUAACAGUACAAUUCAAUGAGGUAAAAAGGAGAUAAAUUUUCGGACGGUUAAGAGCAAAAAAAAAAAAAAGAAUUGAGUGAAAAAUGGAGCAGGUUGGUUGAAGGGAGUUAAAAGUUUAAUGGUUCGAUAAAAUUUAUAAUGACCGCUUGUCGUAAGAAUCGUUUUCCAUUGUGGGGGAUGUAGGGGGAUGAAUUCAGUUUGAUGAAUUUCGUUACGUGGGGUUAUGUGGGGUCUGUACUAGCGAUUAGGCGUACUUUAGGCAAUAGGUUUGGUUUUGAAAAUAAAGGCAAAUAUUAACAAUUGUUA